AUGCCAUGUCAAAGCUUAGAGAUGGCCUUACUAAAUUAUAGAACUAUAUUAGAAGAUGAUAUCAUGAAAAUGUACAAUCAUCAGUUAGCAUUCAUAGAAAUGUCACAUUUUCAGCUAGUUCAUUUAUAGAAUAUCAAAGAGUAAUUUGAAACAGAUGACUUCUUUUCAGAAAUACAAACUGUUCUUCAAAAGAGAGAAUAGUUAAUGAAAGUUAGAAAUGGUUUAAAGCAACAAGAAGAGAAGCCAGAGUUUCACAGUGGAUUUAAAUCUGCAUCAAGCUUUAAAAAAUAAAUUGCAUAGAACGAACAAUAGCCACCAAGCAUAGAAAGUCCUAUUAAAUCUUCAAAUGAAAUUCUCUUUAAUAAUGAUGGCUCACCAUUAAAAUGUACUAUAAAUGGAGGUGAUGAGAAUAUGACAAACUUAAAUUUUGCACUAGAUUUGAUUGGCAGAAAUUAAAAUGAGGCUAUAAUGCUUUGCCAAGCUAAACAAAGUAAAGAUCUAUAUUCCAAAUUUAAAGAGUUUCCUAAACUAAAGGAAUUGAACAGGCUAAUCUAGACAUUUUUAUCAGAUUUAGUUCAGUAAUCAAGACUUAAAAGUUAAAAUUCCAAUUAAAGAUUUCAAUAAAAGUAAAUUAUAGGAAAAUCUAUAUUGAAAUAGAAAGACUAUUAGAUUUUAAUAUCAGAUAACUUGGAAAUAUAAACGAGAAAAGAAUUCAAGCCAACUAUUCUAGCUUCAAAAACUAGGAAUGGUCAAAUUAAUGGAAGAAUUACAAUGGAAAAAAUAAAUAGUCAAUACAUAAAAAAUCUUAAUGAUGAUUCAUAAUCGAAUCUAAAUAAAAGCACAGACGUCGAAAUGAAAGAUUAGACUGAUGAAAAUGUUGAAGAUAAAUAAAAUUCUGGAUUCAAAAGAGCUUCUAUUAUUGGAAGAGUUUCCCAAAAUCCUAACCAAUCUUUGCAAAACUUUGACUUUAUGAAGAAAUAAGUGUCAAUAAACAGUGUUGAUAUCAAAGUUUAAGAAUAUGAAUUAGAAAAGGAGGAAGUCGAUUAAAAAUUGGGGAAAGCAAAAAGAAAAUGA
Molecule: messenger RNA, 1074 nt
Organism: Stylonychia lemnae
Lineage: Eukaryota; Ciliophora; Spirotrichea; Sporadotrichida; Oxytrichidae
Source: the annotation of a GenBank genome assembly